This is a messenger RNA of Colletotrichum truncatum, 3864 nucleotides long. Its product is annotated as vitamin H transporter. Lineage: Eukaryota; Fungi; Ascomycota; Sordariomycetes; Glomerellales; Glomerellaceae. Gene Ontology annotation, cellular component: membrane. Gene Ontology annotation, biological process: transmembrane transport. The record is from RefSeq and is a predicted model, not a curated record. Gene Ontology annotation, molecular function: transmembrane transporter activity.
AUGCAGUGUGUUUCCGGUCGGUUUCGCGUGAGAAUCAUCGGCCAUGGAAUUGUGCGGCGCGACGAUGCAGGAGUGGGCGGAGAGGAUCUUCGUGUUUAUGAGUUGAGAAUGGCUACGAACACAUCACCGACGUCCUCGGAGGAUGCAUCUCAACCCAAUCCUGGGACAAGAGAGCAACCCAUUGUCAAGGAUGCAGCCGUUCCAGCAGUCGCCGCUUCGACAGUGAUGGAGGAGGCCGGUACGACUGAAAACGAGCCAGAGAAACGUUCGCUGUGGAUUGCAUGGCUCUACAUGUUUGACUGGUACCCAUCGCAUCUCUCUAAAGAAGAGAAAAAGUUUUUGCGGAAACUAGACGCCUUUCUGCUCACUUUCACGUCACUCGCCUUCUUCCUGAAGUGGCUCGAUUCUUCCAACAUCAAUAGUGCGUACGUUUCGGGAAUGAAAGAGGAACUGAAGCUUUUUGGAAAUGAGUACUCCAUGUUUCAGACAUUCUACAACAUCGGUUACAUCAUUUGCCAAGUGCCUGCGAUGCUACUUCUCUCCCGACCAAAAUACUCGAGAUACUUUCUGCCAACGAUGGAGGUUCUUUGGAGUAUCUUGACCUUUGCGCAAUGCAAACUCCAAAACGCUCCUCAAAUUUACGGAACCAGAUUCCUUCUCGGAGUCUUGGAGACGCCAGUCGCGUCGGGAUCUUUGUUCAUUCUUUCGUCUUGGUAUAAACCCGAUGAGCUAUUCAAACGCGCCGGGUUGUGGUAUGUAUCUAACAAUAUCGGUGUCAUGUUCGGCGGGUACCUGCAAGCAGCUGCUUACAAAAACUUGAACGGUGUCCACGGUAUGGCGGGAUGGCGCUGGCUUUUCAUCAUCGACGGUUGCAUUAGUCUCCCUAUCGCCCUUAUGGGAUACUUUAUUUUCCCCGGAAUGCCGACUAGCGGAAAGCCGUGGUGGCUCACUCAACGAGAACACGAAAUUGGCCAGCGUAGAAUGCGAGAAGCAGGUGUGGAGGAGCCCAAGAAGAUCACUACUCAAAUGCUUCGGCGGCUUUUCUGCCACUGGCAUUGGUACGUCGGCGUUCUGGCAUACGUCUUGUUCUUGUCCGGAGCAUACCCUCAUGGACAGAUGGCACUCUGGUUGAAAGAUCAGGCAGACAAAUGGGGUAUUUACACGAUUCCGCAGAUCAACACUAUCCCUACUGGCGCACAAGGAGUCUCCGUUGUGGCAGCGGUUUUGGCCACUUCCCUGUGCAUGGUUUACCCAACAUGGAUCAUUUUCCAGAUCGUGAUGGCUAUUUUCAUGUUCGCCAACAUUGUACAGAUGGUUUGGUUUGUGCCUCAUGGUCUGCAUUUUGUGUCUUACUAUCUCUUCGGAGUCAGCGCCGCCGUAACACCUAUUCUGGUGCCAACGGUAAACUACUGGAUGAAAGACUCAGCCGAGGCACGUGCAUUCUGUACUGGAAGUAUGCUGACCCUCGGAUUCGCAAUUUCUUCGUUUUACCCCUUGGUGGUCUUCCCAGUUGUAGAAGCUCCGCGGUGGAAGAAAGGAUACAUUGUCAACUUCUUUUUCAUCUUGGGAUGCUGGGCUGCCCUUACUCUGGGUUUCUUCCUACAUGGAAAGGAGGAGAAACGCAAGAAGGAUCUAGCUCUGUUGGACGAAGAGAACUUGAAGGGCGAGGAUGUCAAGCACACAAUCAUCCCUUCAAGCUUUGCCAAUAUGCCACCCCUGCCAGGAUUCUCCGACAACCCCCUUCAGACCCGAUCUGAUCUGAUCCGGGCGACCCUUGCUCUCCUUCGACCUCUUGUGCCACACUUCUCCCCGUCCAAAGGUCGGAUCCGAGUCCCAGUCUCCACGGCGACCCAUUUUGACGAGACAGCCGCCCAGCUUGAGGGAUUCGCUCGACCUCUAUGGGCCGUGGGAGCACUACUUCUAGGUGCUAAUUCCACUUCGGAUCUACAAUUACGCAACGCCAUUGAUGAAGUUGUGCAGCCAUGGAUUGACGGGUUCGUCUCAGGGACGGACCCUGAACAUCCGGAGUACUGGGGAAAAAUCAACAACACAGAUCAGCGAAUGGUCGAGGCCGAGAUUGUGGCAUUUGCGUUACUCUCCGCUCCUGAAAGGAUUUUUAACCCUUUGAGUGAUAAGGCCAAGGCAAAUAUUACAAACUGGCUUCGCACCCUGAACGGAAUGGAGAUGCCCAAAAACAACUGGCGAUGGUUCCGAGUUUUCGGUAAUCUGGCGUUAUCCAAAGUCUGUGGUGUUCCAUUUGAAGACAUCCAGAAGGAGAUAAACUCAGAUUUAGAGCUCCUGGACACGUUUUACCGACUAGAUGGCUGGUCGGCAGAUGGACCCUGGCAGACAGUUGAGCAGGCUCAGGAAGAGUUUGACCAGUAUGAAAAGACUGGCAGACGCGACGCCGUAGGCGUUGGACGUCAGGCAGACUACUACUCGGGUAGCUUUGCCAUUCAGUUUAGUCAAUUACUCUAUUCCCGCUUCGCCGCCGAUGUCGACCCCGAAAGGGCUGAGAAAUACCGCCAACGGGCCAGAGAUUUUGGGGCAACUUUUUGGAGGUACUUUGAUGCUGAAGGCUCCGCGAUUCCGUUUGGCAGAUCACUCACCUACCGUUUUGCCUGUGGUGGCUAUUUCGCCGCGCUGGCCCUUGCCAAAGUUGAUAAUCUGCCAGAACCAAUCAACUCUCCAGGAGCUGUAAAAGGGUUUCUGUUGAGGCACCUAAGGUGGUGGGCUAAGAAGUCUGAAGACAUCUUCUACCCAGACGGCACACUCAACAUUGGCUGGCUAUACCCGAACAUGUACAUGUGCGAAGAUUAUAACUCUCCACAAUCGCCAUACUGGUGUUUAAAGACAUUGAUUGCAGUUGGUCUUGCCGAAGACGAUCCAUUUUGGACCGCCGACGAAGCCUCAUACCCGCAACCCCAACCCUCAGAUUCUGUCACUGUUGUUCCGGGACCACAGCAGAUUCUCUGCAAUCAUCCGAGUAGCAACCACCAUUUCCUUCUAUCGCCAGGCCAAUUCGUCGCAUGGCCUAUGAAAGCAAACCAAGCUAAAUACUGCAAGUUCGCCUACUCUUCAGCCUUUUCUUUCUCUGUGCCUACUGGCCCGUUGAUUCAGCAAAUUGCACCUGAUAACGCCCUUGCCCUGAGCAGAGAUGGCGGCGAGACUUGGGCUGUCAGGUGGAAGUCAGAGGAAGUAGAGUUUGCAACUGCCCAUGUAAGAGGGCCAUCCGGUUCAGAGGAGGUGGCAGUGGCCAGCGCUAAAUGGUAUCCUUGGGGAGACCGGGCUGUCAGUGUGAAGACAACUCUCGUGCCACCCACAAACAGGUGGCCGGACUGGCAUUUGCGAAUUCACCGGAUCGAGAUUCAUGAGAAGCUCAAGACAUUCCACACGGUGGAAGGCGGGUUUGCCAUCUCUGGUCGUAAGAGAGCCGACGGGAUGCCCCUCACUGUGCUCAAGGACAAACCAGAAAAUGCGUUUCUGGGUGAAACUGAGGCGGUUGUUAUUGGGCCGUCUUCUGUUCUGAUUCUUUCCUCAGCUGGGGCCAGUGGAAUCGUUACAAGGGGUUUGAAGGGCGAUCGACAAACGUCAGAGUGCUUGCCUUUGAAGCCAGAUUCCAACACGAACUUGACCAGUCAACGAACCCUGAUUCCGGUUUCCUCGCAUAGCAUUAUUGGUGGCAUUGAAGCUGGAUCUGAGUUUAUUUUGGUUGAGUCCAUCUUUGCCAUUUCUUCGGAAGCCAACCGCGGUCAAAGUCUAUCACAAAAGGGGCUUAUGGAGCGCUGGCUAGAUGUACCGGCUAUCCAACUCAGAUCGAACUCAGCGAUUGUCGAUGCGGCAGACACAAUAGUAAUUAAUUAG